Molecule: messenger RNA, 546 nt
Organism: Aphanomyces astaci
Lineage: Eukaryota; Oomycota; Saprolegniomycetes; Saprolegniales; Verrucalvaceae
Exons: 2
Coding region: 1-546 (181 amino acids)
Source: RefSeq, a predicted model, not a curated record
AUGUAUUACAGCCGUCAUAUGACGUCGUUCAUCGCAGCGGUUUCAAUUCCACCCGACACCCUCGACAACCUACUUGCCGUUUUCAGUCAGCACUACGCAGUUCAAUCUGGCUUUGGUCGUCGUGGCCGUCCUGGGUGGGUACAGUUCAAACACUGCGUGCUUGCAAUGGUGUUGCAAUUCUACACCCAUGCGAACGACGCAAAGACAAUGUAUAGUGCUGCAUCCAAGCACUCCACCUAUCACCGCGAGUGGUUCGUCACUUACGAAGUAUUCUCGUCGUUUGCUCGUGCAGCCGACGGCCACCAACUUCAAGUAGUCGGACGCGGCACAGUUCGACUCGAAGUCGCUGGCACCAACGGCAACACAUUAGCGACUUAUCUGCAGGAUAUUUACCACAUCCCAGAUGUACAUUUCAACCUGUUCUCGGUGGGUCGUGCACUGCACAUGGAUAGACACCAAAUUAUUGACAUCACUCCUCGGGAGUGGACUCUUGCCACGUAUGAUGGCAAGCUCACAGCCACCUACGAUGAACAUACCGCGCUGUAG